This is a messenger RNA of Quercus lobata, 1008 nucleotides long. RefSeq lists its product as uncharacterized. The transcript is spliced from 5 exons. Lineage: Eukaryota; Viridiplantae; Streptophyta; Magnoliopsida; Fagales; Fagaceae. The record is from RefSeq and is a predicted model, not a curated record. Bases 182 to 754 code for a protein of 190 amino acids.
CUAAAGCCAAUCCAUGUACCCAAAGUGACCAAUGUGAGAAACCCACCGAAUAACAGACACUAGCUUAGCAUUUUUCCAAUUUGAAAAUAAAAAUUACCCGCUCAAACUCACACUGACUCUUCAUUCACUGAAUUCCAAAAUACAAACUCUGCUCCAAAAUUUUGAAGAGAGAGAGAGAGAUAUGAAGAAGAAAGUGAACCGCAAGUCCUCACUUCUGGAAACGCCAACAGAAAUGGCGGAUUUUCCUUCUUCUUCUCCAAACGAGUCUCCGAAAUCGCCAUUGUUCACCAUCAUCAGCGACAAGAAGAAGAAGAAGAGUACGGUCUCCACCUCAAAGAACAAGAAUGCCGACAAAUCGCAGCCUACUAUCGCCGCUGUGAAAACCCUAGGCACCAUCUCCGAUCUCAAAGACCUCGCCUCUUCGCGCCUCGACCAUCUCAAGCGCCACAUCGAGCACUCUCACUCUGAGAUCAUCAAGGAUCUCCAGGCUUCCCACUCUCGCCUCCACAAGCGCUUCAAGAUUCAGACCCAAGCAUGCCAACAAACGAUGGAUGAAGCAGAGAAGGAAUACAAGAAAAUGUCUGAACGGAUUAGUGAAAGUCGGGAAGCAAUGCAGGCUUCGUAUGCAGAGUUCAAGGCAGAUGCACAAGCCAGUGCAUCUCGUGCAUGCAAAACAUCAAUUGUUGAGCUUUCAGAAUCCUGUGAGAAAGCAAUUAAUAAUCUUCAAAGUCGUUUUGGGAUUUCAUCAGCUUAGCCAUCUGGUAACAAGACAUUUCAGGAAUUGAUAUUUGAGAGAAUCAGUCUGGAUUCUAGAGGAUCUACAGUCUAUUACAAUUAGUGAACGAGGUGAAAUGGAGACAUCUGCUAUAGAACUGCUGCUGAUUUUUACUUCAUAAGGACAAAUGCGUUUCUUUCUUAGGAUUAAAAAUGCUAUUUUUACCAAUAAAAAAGACUAUUUCUGAACUGUAUCUAAUACAUAAUGAGCACCAUUGUCCAUUGAAUAGUGAA